Molecule: messenger RNA, 1210 nt
Organism: Rhagoletis zephyria (snowberry fruit fly)
Lineage: Eukaryota; Metazoa; Arthropoda; Insecta; Diptera; Tephritidae
Molecular function (GO): catalytic activity
Source: RefSeq, a predicted model, not a curated record
ACAAUAACAAUAAGAGUUUCUUACACAGGAUCUGGUAGCGGUCCAGACUACCUUGAAAGUUGAUGGCAGGGAGAUGGAGAUGGUCUUGGCUGCAGCCUACUUUCCGGGGGACAACGCCAACGUGCAGCCCCUUGAGGUACAGCAGCUUCUAGAAUUCUGCCGCAGGAGACGGCUUCCUGUCAUUCUAGGCUGCGAUGCGAACGCCCACAAUAUGGAGUGGGGCAGCUUGGACACUAACCGCAGGGGUGAGUGCCUUUUAGAAUAUAUUAUAAGUGAAGACCUUAGCAUUCACAAUGUCGGUAAUAAACCAACGUUCUUUACUAGGGUCAGAGAGGAAGCUCUUGACAUCACUAUCAGCAACAGACUGGCCAGUCCUCAGAUCGUCCAGUGGAAAGUCUCAUCUGAGCCUUCGAUGUCGGAUCACAGGAUUGUCCGGUUUGCACUGGGAGCUGCUUGUCAGACAGGUUACUCUAAGAGAAACCCCAGGAAAACCAACUGGGCCAAAUAUGAAGAGGUACUUAGACUGAACCUACCAAGAAUAGAGGUACAGGAUAGAAAGGUAGAUUGUAUGGCGUUAGAGGACAGGGUUAAUAGGCUGAACGGCACAAUCUUAGAUGCCUUUACAUCCAGCUGUCCCGUGUCAAAGCUUAAGGGGAAGGCUCAGCCUACCUGGUGGUCACGGGAACUCUCGGUUCUUAGGAAAGAAGCGCGCAGACUGUGCAACAGGGCAAAGCGCACCGGGAACUGGGAGGAAUACUCAGUCAGUCUGACAAAGUACAAUAAGGAGGUUAGAAAGGCCAAGCGUAGCAGCUUCAGGACCUUCUGUGAAAACAUCGCAUCCACUCCUGCAGCUUCUAGGCUUCAUAAAGCUUUGGCAAGGGACAACACAGGCACCAGAUUGGCUAUAAGGCUACCUAAUGGGACUUUUUCAGGUACAGAACAGGAAAGGGCACUCGCCCUGCCGUCGGCCCACUUUCCGGACGCCAUUCCCUUCGCUGGAUAAGCAUGUUCCGUGCGUACAGGCCAUCCCCACCGGACUGGAAGCUGGCUGAAAGCCUUAUAAACCGGCAAACAGUGCGGUGGGCUUUGGACUCCUUCGAACGGUACAAGGCCCCUGGGGUGGAUGGUAUAUGUCCAAUGUUGCUGAAGCAGGGCGGAGAGCUCUUACUUUCACAUCUUGUGGAUGUUAUGAGGGACAAUCUAGCGCUGG